AUGGCCGCUCCAUCCGCAGCUACCGCCUCACGUCAACCGACUGACGCCGAGCACCCCAGGAUGUCCCACGAAUCAUCCAUCUCGACCGUUUCCACAACGAGCCUCGUCUUCGACCGACUCCACGAGCAGAAUGAGAAGCAGACCUACUCUUCUUCCGCAUCCGCCUCCCAGAGGCGACGCACCCCGUCCACCUCCCGCGCCGCGUACGCCGAUAACCCCGACGACUACGACGAGGACGAGUUCAAGGAGGCCGAUACCAAUGACCUCGAGACGGGGCCGUUCUUGGCGCCCGGUGCCGCCGGCGUCAUCCGGAGGGUCGGCAUGGACCGCGGAUUGAAGAAGGGCUUGUUAAUACUCGGUGUCGCGUUUCUGUUCGCAUGGGGAACUGCGUUGUUCGUCUUCCUGUCGAGCAAAUCGUACAGGCACGGAAGCCAGGUCGACCACGACCCGGAGGCGACCUUUCGCGGGUCAGGAAAGCCGGUGACAUUAGACCAGGUCAUGUCAGGCUUCUGGCAGCCAUAUUCGCAUUCCAUCAGCUGGAUCGAGGGGCCGAACGGGGAGGAUGGAUUGCUGCUGGAGCAAGGCGCCCGGGGCAAGGACUACCUCGUAGUGGAAGACAUCAGGGCGGGCAACAAGGAUGCUCGUCAAGUGUCUGCCGACGUCGUCCAAAGCCGCACGCUUAUGAAGAACCCUUGGAUCGAGUUCAACGGUCGCCAAUUGACGCCGUUCGACGGGCGGCCGAGCAAGGACAUGAAGAAGGUGCUCGUCUCGACCGACCGCGUGCACAACUGGCGCCAUUCGUUCACUGCCCUGUACUGGAUCUUCGACGUCGAGACCCAGACUGCCGAGCCCCUUGACUCUGAGAACCCCUCCGGACGUGUGCAACUUGCUACUUGGAGCCCGCAGAGCAAUGCAAUUGUCUUCACCAGGGACAACAACCUCUUCCUCAGGAACUUGGACAGCAAGAAGGUCACUCAGAUCACUAAGGACGGUGGUCCGGAGUACUUCUACGGCAUCCCCGACUGGGUGUACGAGGAGGAAGUCUUUGCCGGCAACAGCGCGACCUGGUUCUCGCAGGAUGGCAAGUACAUCGCCUUCCUGCGGACGAACGAGACUGGUGUUCCUGAGUACCCGCUGCAAUACUUCCUAUCAAGACCCAGCGGUCAGAAGAAGCCGCCCGGCGAGGAGACCUACCCGGACGAGAAGCGCAUCAAGUACCCUCGCGCAGGCAGCCACAACCCCGUUGUGGAUGUGCUGUUUUACGAUGUUGCGCGUGGUGAUGUCUUCUCCGUCGACAUCUCCGACGCCUUUCCUGACGACGACAGGCUGAUCAACAUGGUUCUCUGGGCCAAUUCCAAGGUUAUUAUCAAGGAGACCAACCGCGUGAGUGACAUCAUGCGUGUGGUACUCGUUGAUGUUGUCGCCCGCACUGGAAAGACGGUCAACACGAUCGAUGUCGGCAAGAUUGAUGGAGGCUGGUUUGAGAUUUCUCAUGAGACUCAAUUCAUCCCAGCUGAUCCUGCGAAUGGUCGUCCUGAUGAUGGUUACAUCGAUGCGGUCGUUCACGACAACGGUGACCAUAUCGCAUACUUCACUCCCUUGGAUAAUCCCGAGCCUAUCUACGUCACCUCUGGCAACUGGGAAGUCGUCGGUGGUCCGUCUGCCGUGGACCUGAAGAACAACCUGGUGUACUUCGUCUCUACUAAGGAGUCCUCCAUCCAGCGUCAUGUCUACAGCGUUCACCUGAACGGAACAGAUCUCAAGCCAUUCACUGACACCAAGUUCGAGAGCUACUACGACAUCUCUUUCUCCAGCGGCGCCGGAUUCGGUCUCUUGUCGUACCUCGGUCCCAAGGUUCCCUGGCAGAAGGUCGUCAGCACGCCCAGUAACCCGCAGAAGUAUGAGCACAUCGUCGAGGAGAACAAGGAACUAGCCGAGAACGCCAAAAGAUACGAGCUUCCCUUGCUCAAAUACGGCACCAUCAAGGUCGAUGACGUCGAGCUCAACUAUGUCGAGCGCCGCCCGCCGCACUUCAGCGAGAAGAAGAAGUACCCUGUCCUCUUCCAGCAAUACUCCGGCCCCGGCUCUCAAUCAGUCGACAAGAAGUUCUCCGUCAAUUUCCAGUCCUAUGUCGCCUCGGCCCUAGGCUACGUCGUUGUCACUGUCGAUGGCCGUGGCACAGGCUUCAUCGGCCGCAAGGCCCGCGUUCUAAUUCGCGAGAAGCUCGGCCACUGGGAGGCGAUUGACCAGAUCGCCGCCGCGAAGAACUGGGCCGCCAGGAAGUACGUCGACAGCUCCCGCAUCGCCAUCUGGGGAUGGAGCUACGGCGGUUUCCAGACGCUCAAGACGCUCGAGAUGGACGCCGGCCAGACCUUCAGCUACGGCAUGGCCGUCGCCCCCGUCACCGACUGGCGGUUCUACGACUCCAUCUACACGGAGCGCUACAUGCGCACGCCGCAGCUGAACCCGGACGGCUACGAGCAGACGGCCAUCACCAACGUGUCUGCCCUGGCCGGCAACGUGCGCUGGCUGAUGAUGCACGGCGUCUCCGACGACAACGUCCAUUACCAGAGCACUCUCACACUUCUCGACAAGCUUAACCUCGAGGGAGUUGAGAAUUACGACGUGCACGUUUUCCCUGAUAGCGACCACGGUAUUUACUUCCACAAUGCGAACAAGAUCGUUUACGACAAACUUAGCAACUGGCUCAUCAACGCCUUCAACGGCGAAUGGCUCAAGAUCACCGACGCAAAGCCCAUGAUCGAACCGAAAGAGAAGGAGCGCAGAUCGAGCGUCGAGGCUUUGCCCGUGUAUUAA
This is a messenger RNA of Colletotrichum karsti, 2817 nucleotides long. RefSeq names its product dipeptidyl aminopeptidase b. Gene Ontology annotation, biological process: proteolysis. The transcript has 2 exons. The record is from RefSeq and is a predicted model, not a curated record. Lineage: Eukaryota; Fungi; Ascomycota; Sordariomycetes; Glomerellales; Glomerellaceae. Gene Ontology annotation, molecular function: dipeptidyl-peptidase activity; serine-type peptidase activity. Bases 1 to 2817 code for a protein of 938 amino acids.